AUGAAAGUACAAAUCACCACAAAAGAAAACUGUGAAAAAUAUUCAAUUCGAACUGAACCAAAAUUGGUGAAUUUGAAAAGUGGGUUUGCUAGCGAAUUUGAAAUAUUUAUAACGCCGCAUUGUACUUUGAAUUUAAAUGACAAUAUCGUCAUUAUCACACUUAAACUGAACAGUGGUGAGGUGUGUACUAACAAUUUUAAAUUUAUGUGUGCCACUGAAAACAGCACCAAACUUGAUUAUGACGAAUUGAUAGAAGAGAAGAAACUUGGUGAAGGCUCAUUUGGUGUUGUUUUCAAAGGCACAUUCAGAGGGAAUAGUGUUGCAAUUAAAAAGAUGAAAAACAGUAAUGAUGACAAAGAUAAAUGUGACGAGUUUGAGAAGGAAGUGAGUAUGUUAGACAAGUUCAGAAAUGAGUAUAUUAUACAUUUCUACGGCGCCGUAUUUAUAACAAAUCACAUAUGCAUGGUUUCUGAAUUUGCAGAAUAUGGAAGUUUACAGGACUUGAUGAAACACAAAAAGAGUGAUGAAGUUGACAUGAAGUUGCGUGUCAAAAUGCUGUUGGAUGCAGCAAAGGGAAUAUCGUAUUUACACGAGAACGGGAUAUUACACAGAGACAUCAAACCAGACAACAUUCUUGUCUUUUCUUUGGAUUUAAAUCAGAAAGUAAACGCAAAGUUGACCGAUUUUGGAAGUGCGAGAAAUGUGAAUUUACUGAUGACUAACAUGACAUUCACAAAAGGUAUUGGAACUCCAGUCUAUAUGGCACCUGAGGUUCUCAAACAAAAGAAAUACACAAAAAGUGCAGAUGUGUUUUCAUUGAGUAUAACUAUGUAUGAAACUAUAUCAUGGGAAAAAGCAUAUCCACAAGACGAAUUCAAGUUUCCAUGGAAAAUAGCCGAAUUUAUUUCAUCUGGAAAACGACUUAAGAAAAUCGACUGUAUUCCCCUUUAUUUGUUUGAUAUUAUAUCUAGUUGUUGGCAACAAGAUACAACAAGUCGAACGAAAAUAGAAGUUGUUGUGGAAAUGUUGCAAAAGUAUCUCGAUGAUAAUUGA
Molecule: messenger RNA, 1053 nt
Organism: Entamoeba invadens IP1
Lineage: Eukaryota; Evosea; Mastigamoebida; Endamoebidae
Product: serine/threonine protein kinase HT1, putative
Exons: 1
Coding region: 1-1053 (350 amino acids)
Biological process (GO): protein phosphorylation
Molecular function (GO): ATP binding; protein kinase activity
Source: RefSeq, a predicted model, not a curated record